Molecule: messenger RNA, 1712 nt
Organism: Balaenoptera musculus (blue whale)
Lineage: Eukaryota; Metazoa; Chordata; Mammalia; Artiodactyla; Balaenopteridae
Gene: PYCR2
Product: pyrroline-5-carboxylate reductase 2
Exons: 7
Coding region: 196-1158 (320 amino acids)
Biological process (GO): L-proline biosynthetic process
Molecular function (GO): pyrroline-5-carboxylate reductase activity
Source: RefSeq, a predicted model, not a curated record
GCAGUCGGUGAGUGUGAGUGAGGAGGGGUGGCGGGAUCCGGCCCGGAAGCUGCGGGCAGCUCCCGGGAUUAGGCUCUGGGGCUCUGCGCCCGCUGGGCCCUCCGUUCUCCACUCUUCUUUUAGGGCACCUGUGAGCCGACUUCUGCACAGGUGGCCGACUUCUGCGGCGGCCCGGCAGACGCAGAGCCUGGAACCAUGAGCGUGGGCUUCAUCGGCGCUGGCCAGCUGGCCUGUGCCCUGGCGCGGGGCUUCACGGCCGCAGGCAUCCUGUCGGCUCACAAGAUAAUAGCCAGCUCCCCGGACAUGGACCUGCCCACAGUGUCCGCGCUUAGGAAGAUGGGUGUGAACCUGACCCGGAGUAAUAAGGAGACAGUGAGGCACAGUGACGUCCUGUUCCUAGCCGUGAAGCCACACAUCAUCCCCUUCAUCCUGGACGAGAUCGGGGCCGACGUUCAGGCCAGGCACAUUGUGGUGUCCUGCGCGGCAGGUGUCACCAUCAGCUCUGUCGAGAAGAAGCUGAUGGUAUUCCAGCCGGCCCCCAAGGUGAUCCGCUGCAUGACCAACACGCCCGUGUUGGUGCGAGAGGGCGCGACAGUGUACGCUACGGGCACCCACGCCCUGGUGGAGGAUGGGCAGCUCCUGGAGCAGCUCAUGAGCAGCGUGGGCUUCUGCACUGAGGUGGAGGAGGACCUGAUUGACGCCGUCACGGGGCUCAGCGGCAGCGGGCCUGCCUAUGCGUUCAUGGCCCUGGACGCGUUGGCCGACGGUGGGGUGAAGAUGGGCCUGCCCAGGCGCCUGGCUGUCCGACUGGGGGCCCAGGCCUUGCUGGGGGCUGCCAAGAUGCUGCUGGACUCAGAGCAGCAUCCGGGCCAGCUCAAGGACAAUGUCUGCUCCCCUGGGGGGGCCACCAUCCACGCCCUGCACGUCCUAGAGAGUGGGGGCUUCCGCUCCCUGCUCAUCAACGCAGUUGAGGCCUCCUGCAUCCAGACACGAGAGCUGCAGUCCAUGGCUGACCAAGAAAAGGUCUCCCCAGCUGCCCUCAAGAAGACCCUCCUGGACAGAGUGAAGCUGGACUCCCGCACAGUGACCUCACUGACCCCCUCCAGCUCAGGGAAGCUCCUCACAAGAAGCCCAGUCCCAGGAGGCAAGAAGGACUAAGGCAGCCUCGGUCUGCCCUUCUGUCUGUGACCGGAGCCCUCGGAUGAGGGGCGCUGUGCAGUGCAGGGGUGGGCUCAGUCAGUCUUCGGGUCCUUGUGAUAAAACCUCCUUAAGUCUGUUCAGACCAAGCAGCACUAGUUUCCCCUCCUGUCUCGGGUUAGAAGGUGCUCUGAAGGGGUGGUUGAUGCUGGAAACCAGAUGCACACGGUUACAGGAGAGAGAGGCUGGGACUCCAGUCAGAGCCCCAGCUCCAUAGGGAGGUCUGGAGACCUUCAGCUGAUGACCCCUUCACCUGGGGUCCUCCAGCUGGAGCCCAAGGCAGGGUCAGUUUGUUGCCAAGUCAAGGAGGUGAGAGGUACAAAACAUGACAAGAGCUUUUCUCUUUGAAUUGGUAAAUGGAAAAGAAGUGAGUGACUUAGAAUUAUCACAGUUAAUCAGAAAUGCACAUAUUAGACUGUGUUACAUUUAACUCUUGCUUCAGAGGUAUACCAUUGAAAGUGUGUUAUUCAGUGCUGCUAAGCUUAACUGCUUUAAUAAAGCUUUAUUUUUUAUUA